AUUUCCAUUAAAUGAAGUGGGCCUCUGUAAACUAUACUUAAAGUAGCAGUUUCAUAGGAGGAGAUAAAAAGUAGGUUUAGUAAGACCACUAGAAAAAAAUCAAGACCUUACGGUAUACAGUAUAAGGAUUUGAAAUAUUUAUUCAUUCAAGAUUUGUUAAGGACCUAUUAUGUGCCAGGCAAUAGAUGCCAGGUGGUGGGAAGUAAGAGAUGAUAGAAUAUAGUCCGUGUCCUGCGUGGGCACACAUUCGUGUCAUCACAGUAGGGUGGGAGAGAGGUGCAAGUUGCUGUGAGCCUCCAGUGGGAAUACGUGGUAAUAUCACAGUGACGUGUAUUGAAUACUUACUCUGUGGGAGGUACUCUGGCGUAUUUUGCAUGCAACCCCACUGCUGUUAUCUAGAGAUGAGGAAACAGCCUUAGAGACCUUGCCCAAAGGCAUAGCUGAUAAGAUGUGAACCUGGGAUUUCAACCCAAGUGGGUCUAGCUCAUCUCAGUCAUGAUCUCAACCAUUCAUGCCGUUCUCCACACCCUUUGGAAGAAAGAUCCUGACUCUGUCUAGGGAGAUUCGGAGAAGCCUCCAGAAUGAUGUGACAUUUGACUUGUGUUAGGAAAGUUGCUUAAGCUUUUACUGGAGAGAGGCUGAGGAGAGUCAUUCUAGGCAAAUGGCAUUACAAAAGCAAAGGAAAAAUUGGAGUGCUUUGUGUUUGCGGAACCCUAGGUCAUUCUGAUGACUAAAUCCCAGAAUACUUGCAAUGUAGUGGGAGAGACCAGGUCUCGAAGUACUUGGUACCAUGACAAAGUGUUUAGAAUUUUUUCCUCAACGUGGGGUGACUGUUGAAGUAUUUCUGAUGGAGUAGUGCCAUUUAUUGGGUUUGGAUUUUAGAAAGACCUCCGGCUCCAGUGUGGAGAAUGGAUCCAGGAGAGAGGUGAUAGGAAAACCAGUUUUAGGGGGAAAAAAAAAAAGUCCAGUAAGGAAAAGAGCCUAAAGCAAGCAGUCGGAGUUAUGGGAAGAGAUGGAUUGCAGGAGUAUUUAAGAGGUCUCUGAAAGAUGAAUUUGGCUGAGAUUUGUGACAAUGCAAAGAAAGGAAGAGAAUAUGCACUUCUUGGAAAUUAUGACUCAUCAAUGGUAUAUUACCAGGGGGUGAUACAGCAGAUUCAGAGACAUUGCCAGUCAGUCAGAGACCCAGCUGUCAAAGGCAAAUGGCAGCAGGUUCGGCAGGAAUUAUUGGAAGAAUAUGAACAAGUUAAAAGUAUUGUCAGCACUUUGGAAAGUUUUAAAAUCGACAAGCCCCCAGAUUUCCCUGUGUCCUGUCAAGAUGAACCAUUUAGAGACCCUGCUGUUUGGCCGCCCCCUGUGCCUGCAGAACACAGAGCUCCACCUCAGAUAAGGCGUCCCAAUCGAGAAGUAAGACCUCUGAGGAAAGAAAUGCCAGGAGGAGGAGCCCGGGGACCUGUAGGCCGAGCACAUCCUAUAUCAAAGAGUGAAAAACCCUCUACAAGUAGGGACAAGGAUUGUAGAGCAAGAGGGAGAGAUGACAAGGGAAGGAAAAAUAUGCAAGACGGUGCAAGUGAUGGUGAAAUUCCAAGAUUUGAUGGUGCUGCAUAUGAUAAGGAUCUGGUGGAAGCCCUUGAGAGAGACAUUGUCUCUAGGAAUCCUAGCAUUCAUUGGGAUGACAUAGCAGAUCUGGAAGAAGCUAAGAAGUUGCUAAGGGAAGCUGUUGUUCUUCCCAUGUGGAUGCCUGACUUUUUCAAAGGGAUUAGAAGGCCAUGGAAGGGCGUGCUGAUGGCCGGGCCCCCAGGCACUGGUAAGACCAUGCUGGCUAAAGCUGUCGCCACUGAGUGCGGUACAACAUUCUUCAACGUCUCGUCUUCCACGCUGACGUCGAAGUACAGAGGGGAAUCUGAGAAGUUAGUUCGUCUGUUGUUUGAAAUGGCUAGGUUUUAUGCCCCCACCACCAUCUUCAUUGAUGAGAUAGAUUCUAUCUGCAGUCGAAGAGGAACCUCUGAUGAGCAUGAGGCAAGUCGCAGGGUCAAGUCUGAGCUACUCAUUCAGAUGGAUGGAGUUGGAGGAGCAUUAGAGAAUGACGAUCCUUCCAAAAUGGUUAUGGUAUUGGCUGCUACUAAUUUCCCAUGGGACAUUGAUGAAGCAUUGCGAAGGAGAUUAGAAAAAAGGAUAUAUAUACCUCUCCCAACAGCAAAAGGAAGAACUGAGCUUCUGAAAAUCAAUCUUCGUGAGGUUGAAUUGGAUCCUGAUAUUCAACUGGAAGAUAUAGCAGAGAAGAUUGAGGGCUAUUCUGGUGCUGAUAUAACUAAUGUUUGCAGGGAUGCCUCUUUAAUGGCAAUGAGACGACGAAUCAAUGGCCUAAGUCCAGAAGAGAUCCGUGCACUUUCUAAAGAGGAACUUCAGAUGCCUGUUACCAAAGGAGACUUUGAAUUGGCUCUUAAGAAAAUUGCUAAGUCUGUCUCUGCUGCAGACUUGGAGAAAUAUGAAAAGUGGAUGGUUGAAUUUGGAUCUGCUUGAAUUUCUGCCAGCUCUUUCAUUUCUGGUAUUUUUGUUUAUAAAAUGUGAAGAAAUUCCAGCAAUUUUUUAAAAAAACAGGUUUGGAACUUUACAUUGGAGAGAUUUUCUCUUAAAGAAAAAAUUUAAAACACAAAAGACCAUACAUAUACUUGAGAAGUAAGAAAAGCUUACAUAGAGAGCCUGAUAUCCGCAUAUCCAUGCAUUAUAGUUGUACACCCUAACCAGAGUAUUGGGGGCUGAAGAAAGCAACCAGUGUGCUAUCGUAGAAACUUGUUUACAGAAAAUGAAGAAGGAGCUCUUUUUCUCACUAGUGUUCAUUGUUUUUUAGUUUUUUUCUGUCCUUUGCUCUGAACAUGAGGGACCUAUAUCUGUUGGCUUUUAACAUCAAAACUGAGUUUGUGUCAGAUCUAUUAUUUGUUGUUAAGAAUUAUGGUUUUGGAUUAAAUAAUGAAUCUGCUAGUUAAA
Molecule: messenger RNA, 2985 nt
Organism: Delphinapterus leucas (beluga whale)
Lineage: Eukaryota; Metazoa; Chordata; Mammalia; Artiodactyla; Monodontidae
Source: RefSeq, a predicted model, not a curated record